This is a messenger RNA of Schistocerca gregaria, 2703 nucleotides long. Its product is annotated as cuticlin-5. The transcript has 13 exons. The record is from RefSeq and is a predicted model, not a curated record. NCBI's taxonomy places the organism in Eukaryota, Metazoa, Arthropoda, Insecta, Orthoptera, Acrididae. The coding region runs from base 159 to 1646 and encodes 495 amino acids.
UUCCUCACGGGAGUUGCUCGGAAGAUGGUUUCGUAGCACGCUCAACGCUACUAGUCGACUCAUUGUUGGGGACAUCGCGCCUUCUCUUCCUGCGUCGCGCACAGCUGUUGGCUCGAGUUGUGUCGUUUCUCAGAACAUCUACGGAGAACCAUUCAAAGAUGCUGACUCUUCGUAGAUGGACCAUGUUGAGUGCUCGCUGGAUCGUGGUCGUGUACGCUGCUCUACUGAGCGGGCUGCGGUCGCAGGAGCUGGUUGAUGGCUCUGGGAGCGUGCCCACGGAACUGUAUGAUGCCGUCGACGUCAUCACCGCUGGCGCCGCCAACGGCUCAGACAGGGCCGCGCUCGCCCACGACGCAAGCCACCAUCGUCCGGUGGUGUUCGUGGGCGACGGCAGCCACGUGUCGGGCCCGCACGUGCGGUCUCGGCCGCUGAGGCCCCUCGCCGUCGACGACCUGGACUGGCGGCUCCACGACGACGUCUGGGACCGCGAGUACCGCCGCCACCACCAUAACGCCACCAGGGUGCACCAUAUUGAAGCAGAGUGCCAAGACGAAUACAUGAAAAUUCGAAUUGGUUUCAAUGGAUCAUUCCAUGGACUUCUUUACUCUUCCGGUUAUGCAGAUGACAGGGAUUGUGUUUACAUAAAUGGUACUGGCAGAGAUUAUUAUGAAUUCUACAUUCAGCUUAAUCGAUGUGGUACCCUUGGAAAGAAUUCACAUCAUGAAGAUAGUCGAAAAAUACCUACUAAAAACUUCAUGUGGAAUACUGUAACUGUUCAGUACAACCCUCUUAUUGAAGAAGAAUGGGAUGAGCAUUUCAAAGUUACUUGUGAAUAUGGCUAUGACUUCUGGAAAACUGUCACAUUCCCCUUUCUUGAUGUCGAGGUUGCAACGGGAAACCCUGUGGUAUUCACACUGUCACCACCAGAAUGUUACAUGGAAAUACGCUAUGGUUAUGGUACUACUGGUAACCGUGUGUCAGGGCCUGUUAGAGUUGGUGACCCUCUUACUCUCAUUAUCUACAUGCGUACGAAGUAUGAUGGUUUUGACAUUGUUGUAAAUGACUGUUUUGCACACAAUGGAGGAACUAAACGGAUACAACUGAUUGAUCAGUAUGGGUGUCCUGUGGAUGAAAAACUUAUUAGCAGAUUUCGAGGAGCAUGGAGUGAAACUGGAGUAUUUGAAACACAAGUUUUUGCAUACAUGAAAACUUUUCGUUUCACGGGGUCACCAGCACUGUACAUCGAGUGUGAUGUGAGAAUGUGCCAUGGACGCUGUCCGAGUCAACCUUGCCAUUGGAGAAAUACAAAGUCAGUCAGUAAGCGUGCAGUACCUGAAAAUCCUGCUGCUCAGUCAGAGAAUAUAAACCUCUUCCAGUCACUUCGAGUACUGCAGGAUGAUGAAAUCAGUGAAAAUAGUCCAUUAAAUGGUACUGUAUCUGACCAAAAUAAAGUUUGUCUGAAGACUGGAGCCUUCACAACAUUAUUAGGGGUUGGCUGCACGUUCCUGAGCCUGCUAAGUUUAAGUGUUGUCCUCUUAUGCCAUCGAGUGCGACGCCUUAAUAAGGAUCGUGAUGUGAUGCUUGACAAAAGUUUACCAUCUUUUGAACAUAAAACAUUUGUAACCCACAAAGGCCGGAUAAACUGAUCAGAGACAUUGAUCUUCAUCCUGUGACAUAUGAAUAAGUGUAUGCUGCUGUCUGAGUCUAGUUCCUUACAUCACACGUUUCUCACUUUUUCAUCAUUUGGCAUAACUUAAACGUGUAUUUCAUUCCAUGAUUAUUUUAACGGAAUGUGAAAACAGACUGGCAGCAAAUACAAACAAUGAAGCAGAAGGGAAUUAGUUUAAAUUCUCUGGUUUCCAGUCUGUCAUGUCCAGUCAUACGGCAAUAGGAAUGUUCACAGUGAGGAAAUAGCAGUGUUAUAAUUUGCGAAACAAUGAAUUUUUUGUUAUUAUGGGAAAGAUUUUUGUGACUCCUUCACUGAAAUUUAUCUUUGGGUACAAACAGAUCCUAUCUAUAUCUAUAUCUAUACCUUGUUACUGAAGAUGUGUCUAGAAAUGUUUGUUUAGUGGCUCACAACUUAUGUAAAAAAAAAAAAAACCUGCCUUCUUCUUAUUUAUAGUGGAGGUUAUUGUUACUGCCUGUAUUGGAGGCAUGGGUUUACACUUCCUGGGGGCAAAGAAAACAUUAAAACCUACCUGGAGGGGAUAACAAGGCUUAAGGGCUAAUUGGGUUGAAGAAACAUGUUGAAUUUACUUCUGUUCACAAAAUAUGAAAUGUUAACGCUGCUAUAUAUGGUGUCAUGGCUGUAUUUUGUGGCUUGAAACAGUUUCUCACUGUUUCACUGCUACACUGGGCAAUAGUUUGACCUUUUUAUAACAAGGCUUUCAUUUCAUCUAUUAGCUCAAAAAUUUCUGUUCUGCAUGCAUCUUUCACCCUCACAUGUUUUACACAAAGCAUAAAUGUAGGAGUCACAUAAUGUCAUGAAGGUUUAUCAAAGCUGAAUUUACAUUUUACUGUAAUUGCUGAAAUUUGCAUUCUUGAAUUAGAAUAUUCUUAUUGCAACCUAAUAUCAAGGCAAAUGAAAAUGAAUUUUCUAUUCGUGUAUGCUCAAUGUAUGUUGGAGACAACAUGAACAUAAGUUUUAAAAAUUUCUCUGUAUCUGUAGGGAUUUUUGUGUGAUAAUAAAACAACAAAUUUUAA